AUGCCCAAAUUUCCCAACUUUAUUCCAGACCUUCAAUUCGCUCGUUUCAAUGAUAGGAAAAUUAUCAAUUGGUUUCCUGGUCACAUGGCCAAAGCAACCAAACAAAUCAAGGAAAAAUUAAAAUACAUUGAUUUUGUUAUUGAAGUGAGAGAUGCUCGUGUUCCGAUAUCAUCAAAAAACAAGACCAUCAAUGAAAUAUUUAUUCACAAAAAACGAUUAAUUCUCUUUAAUAAGUGUGACUUGAUUUCCAAGGAGCAUCAGGAACAAAUUAAAAAGUAUUUUUCUAGUGAAAGUUCCAGUGCAACAAUUGAAGGACCGAAAGUAUUGGGAACUUUAUUCACCAGUGCAAAACAAGGACUCAAUGUAAAUAAGAUUGUACAAGAAUGUUUACACAAUAAGAAUAUUGAAGUGGCUCCGAAAAAGUUUAAAACCAUUCCAUAUACUUUUUUAAUUGCUGGUGUUCCUAAUGUUGGUAAAUCGAGUAUUAUUAACAAGUUGAUUGAAAAAAAGAAGGCUAAGGAAGGUGCACUUCCAGGUGUGACAAGAGGAAUGGGUUUCUUCCCAAUGAAAACAAGAGAAAAUUGUCUUUUAUUGGAUACACCAGGUAUUUUCCAACCUGAUAUUGAAACAAAUGAACAAGGAUUUAAGCUUUCACUAAUUAAUGCACUUCCAGAUCAUUUAUUUGGUGGAGAUAGUGCAGCUGGAGGUAAUGCAACAGAUUUGACACCUCUCAUUGAUUAUAUGCUUUUUCAAUUGAAUAGAAAUGAAUGUUAUGAUUAUGUUGAAAUUUUAGGAUUGAAAGGACCAACAAAGAAUAUUGAUGACUUGCUAUUGGCAGCGUGUAAAAAAUGGAAAAUGUUCACUUCUGGAGGAGAACCAGAUCUCAAUAAGGCACUCUCUCAUCUUUUGUUUUGGUUUAGAACUGGGAAAUUAGGACAAGUAGUGUUGGAUUGUGAAUUAUUGGAACAAUCUCGUCUUAACAGUGAAAUAGUAGUGGACUCUUUAAAGAUGGGAAAGAACUCUUCAUUAGAACCAAGUUCAUAA
Molecule: messenger RNA, 1044 nt
Organism: Naegleria gruberi
Lineage: Eukaryota; Heterolobosea; Eutetramitea; Acrasida; Naegleriidae
Exons: 1
Coding region: 1-1044 (347 amino acids)
Cellular component (GO): mitochondrion
Molecular function (GO): GTP binding; GTPase activity
Source: RefSeq, a predicted model, not a curated record